Notolabrus celidotus (New Zealand spotty) is the source of this 1444-nucleotide messenger RNA. It is a transcript of the gene lbx1b, whose product is annotated as ladybird homeobox 1b. The transcript has 2 exons. Lineage: Eukaryota; Metazoa; Chordata; Actinopteri; Labriformes; Labridae. The coding region runs from base 333 to 1148 and encodes 271 amino acids. Gene Ontology annotation, molecular function: DNA binding; DNA-binding transcription factor activity, RNA polymerase II-specific. The record is from RefSeq and is a predicted model, not a curated record. Gene Ontology annotation, biological process: regulation of DNA-templated transcription.
GUCAAAGAGUGAAAGGGAAGAGGGCGAAAGUGCCACUGGAGAUAAUUGAUUACCUACCAAUCAAUGAGAACUUGUUAGUAAUCGUCAACUCUUUGGACCUCGCCAUUUUCAGGGAGGCAUCUCACUCCUGCGGACCCGCUGCUCCCAAGGAUCCACACUUUCAAGGCAUCCAAUUUUGGAAUAAGAUUUUCUUUUCUUCACCUUCUCCUCUCUGUCUUUGUUUUUUUUUAACCUCCUAACUGUUAUGUGACUUUUAUCACCCCUCGAUAGCCUCGUUUGUUGUUAUCAGCUAAAUAUUUCAACUAAAGUCCCUCAAACUCCGCGCACAACCAAUGAUGACAUCCAAAGAAGUGGCCAAAUGCGAUGCAGUGGAGACCAGGCGGCGAAGUCCGCUGGACCACUUGCCGCCUCCUGCCAACUCCAACAAGCCGCUUACCCCCUUCAGCAUCGAGGACAUCCUGAACAAACCCUCUGUGAAACGAAGUUACACAAUCUGCGGCACGGCACACCUCAUCUCGUCCUCUGAGAAGCACCGCUCGUCCAGCAUCCCUCUGUCCAGCCGGGCUCUGCUCACCCAGACCUCCCCGCUCUGCGCGCUGGAGGAGCUGGCCAGCAAGACAUUUAAGGGGCUUGAAGUCAGCGUGUUACAGGCUGCAGAAGGCCGGGAUGGGAUGACUCUGUUCGGUCAGAGAAGCACCCCGAAGAAGCGCAGGAAGUCUCGGACGGCCUUCACUAAUCACCAGAUCUACGAGCUGGAGAAGCGCUUUCUGUACCAGAAGUACCUGUCCCCGGCGGACCGGGACCAGAUCGCGCAGCAGCUCGGCCUGACGAACGCGCAGGUUAUCACGUGGUUUCAGAACCGGAGGGCCAAGCUAAAACGGGACCUGGAGGAGAUGAAGGCCGACGUGGAGUCUGCUAAGGCCGUUGGCCAGGUCCCCUUGGAAAAGCUCGCCAAGCUGGCGGACUUGGAGAAAUGCGCCAACGGCACACUAGGCCACCCGCGAGGAGAGUCCCCCGCGCGGGGCGGCCAGCAGGAGCACGAGCUCGCUCAGAAACUGCGCUCGUCGCCGCUGUCGCCGUUCUCAGACCACACAACGAGUAAAGAGUGCUCGGAGGACGAGGACGUGGAGAUUGAUGUGGAUGACUGAUGGCGCAGCGUGGAACUGAAGGACGAGAGACACAAACAGACGAUUUUAAAACCCUCGCGAGGACUUGUAACUUACUGCUUAUAUUGUAUACCAUAUCUGAGAACAUGUACCAAAAUGUAAUGACUUUUAUAUCGGCGCAGAUAGAACUAUUCAUAGUGACGCAUGAAGACAGAAGCAGAAAUAUGCAGUGAGAUUUUAUUCGUUAGCAAACUCUUACUUCUUGCAAUCAAAGCAAUACGGUCUAAUAUGACAUGAGUAACUUAUUAUUUUUUUACACUGUACCCCCCCACCCCCCA